Nannizzia gypsea CBS 118893 is the source of this 5061-nucleotide messenger RNA. RefSeq names its product protein kinase subdomain-containing protein. Gene Ontology annotation, molecular function: cysteine-type deubiquitinase activity. Gene Ontology annotation, biological process: protein deubiquitination. The transcript is spliced from 5 exons. The record is from RefSeq and is a predicted model, not a curated record. The coding region runs from base 1 to 5061 and encodes 1686 amino acids. NCBI's taxonomy places the organism in Eukaryota, Fungi, Ascomycota, Eurotiomycetes, Onygenales, Arthrodermataceae.
AUGUCCUUUUGUCUCCCUUGCCAUCUACACCUCGACGGAAUCUCUGCGGGAGAUGACCUUUUUUGUCCCCCCCUGCAUGCAUCCGCUGAUAUAGUUAUACAAACAAAAUCUUCACCGUCCAUUCCAGAGCUGCCACUGGUUAGUGGGCAGCUCACCUUCACCACGCCUUCAUCAAAGCGACGCAAGGUUGCCGCAGAGCUUCGCAAAGCUGGAGGCAACAAGGGCUUGUACUUCCUCAAAACAUCCCCUCCCCGGAAGCCAAAGAUAGGAAAGCGGUACGGCCAGUCCUCUUCGACGUUGGCCUUGUCCGCUCUGCCGCAGCCUGGCUUCUUCACCGAGCCGUCUUCGCCCUCUUCUCCGAGACUGUCGCCCGCCCGGUCCCUGCAGAUAGACUCCUCACACGGAAGCGCAAACGAUCAGUCGUCUACUGAAGACUGGAGGUCGACCACGGCAACAAGCUCUCCGACCGUUACGGACGGCGAGUCGACGCAAGACACCACCUGUUGGCCCAUGCCAUCGUCCAACAACCGAGCGGCCACUGCCGCCGCCGCAGCCGCCAGUGAUCCCCCGAGGGAAGAUGUCUCUAUGACAGACGGCGGCGGCUCUCAGGACAACGGCAGUCCUCACGCUGUUCCACCGGCUGUUAAGAGGCCGGCUGCCGAGAUGGGAUCUGACGAACACGAUACCGUGAUGCAAACUGAUUCGUUUAUUUCCCAUGAAGAUAAUGGCAACAACAGUAAUAAGGCAGCAGGUAGCAAGAAACAAAACGAGCGUCUGAACCGGCACCAGCGUGAGGCCUCCGUUGACAUGGUUGGAAAGGAGACCGAAACUGAGCCGCUCAAGGGAGGCUCCAAGAAUGUUUCCGAAGCGAGCAGCUCUGGAACUGAUUCGAUCAUCUACACCCCGUCGUCUAGCAGCGGGCAAACCCAGGCUUCACACGAUGAUAACAACCCUUCUGUCGACGAACAGGUUGCCCAGGUGAUGCAGUUGAUGCAGCAAAGCCCCACGGACAAGCAAAAGGGCUACAUCGUAUCUGCAACCUGGCUAAAGAGGGUUCUCUCCAGAAGUUCUACUCAUCCACGCCCAGAUAAAACUGAUAAGCUGGCUGCGGAGGGGGAAAUCGGCCCGGUUGACAAUUCAGACCUUGUCCUUGUUACUGACCCAGAUUCUAUUUUCAACGAUGAAGCGGGCGAGCCGUUUGUGCCCAUGCGUCCGGGCCUGCAGAUGGGCGAGGACUACGAGAUCUUGCCAGAAGAAGCCUGGAACCUGGUGAUGAAAUGGUACGGCCUCUCAAAGCAGUCUCCUGCCAUUGUUAGAUACGCACACAACACCAACACCGAGGGGGACAUGGAGCACAUCCAGUACGAGCUCAACCCUCCCAUAUUCUCCAUCCUCAAACUCUCUCCAAACGCAUCAGAGGCAGAGAAGUCCAAACCCCCUGUCAGGUUCUUGGCCAGCCGCCAUACCCCCUUCCAGCAAUGGCUCAAGACUGCAAAGACCCUGGCAUCCAUCGACAUGUCGACCAAGACCCGGGUCUGGCGAAUCCUGGAGGGCCUCGGCAGUUCAGCCAAUGUAACUCCGGCUGCAUCACGAAGUGCAUCCCCAGCGCCGGGAACUACCGUCUCCGCAAAGAUUCCCAGCUCCAUCUCUCUCAGCCUGGAUGCGUUCGUCGGUCUGACCGAAGGCUCCCAGCGAGAGCUUGUGGACGUCAAGGACCAAACCGCGAAUACAAAGUACAAUGGCAAAGCGUCUAUCCACGUCAUUGGCCUGGGAAGUGACAACGUUAUCGUCCUGGAGGAGCAAGUUGGUGGCCCAGCGGGCGGAGAGUGGCUCUCCGAAACGUCCAGGUCAAGCAACAACUUGACCGUCGGGGCGGGAACCAAAGCCAAUGUCCAGAACAGGCUGAAAAACAAAAGCUCUUCUGGCAGUGGACGGACAUCGCCUGCUCCUUCAAUCGUUACUCGAGGACGACGGCGUAAGGAUGGCAAAGCCCGAGGAGUGACUGGCCUGAGCAACCUGGGCAACACAUGCUACAUGAACUCGGCACUGCAGUGUGUCCGCAGCGUCGAGGAGCUCUCUCAUUACUUUUUGAUGGGCGAAUAUAAAAAAGACUUGAACCCAAGCAACCCGUUAUCUCACAACGGGGACGUUGCCAAGGCGUAUGCAAAUCUGCUCCAUCAGAUAUUUGACGUCCAGGGCUCAGCUUCGUUUGCUCCACGGAAUUUCAAAGUUACCAUUGGCAGAUACGGCCCCUCGUUCUCUGGAUAUGGACAGCAAGACUCCCAGGAAUUCUUGCUCUUCCUUCUGGACGGGCUGCAGGAGGAUUUGAACCGUAUCCAAAAAAAACCGUAUAUCGAGAAGCCUGAUUCGACUGACGAGAUGGUUCAUGAUAAAGCAGCUCUCCAGCGCUUUGCGGACCGGUGCUGGGAGAUCUACAAGGCCAGAAACGACAGCGUGAUUACGGAUUUGUUCUCGGGAAUGUACAAGUCUACUGUGGUGUGUCCGGACUGCGACAAGGUCAGCAUCAUCUUCGAUCCGUUCAACAACCUGACGCUGCAGAUUCCGAUUGAGAACAGCUGGAGCCACAAGAUCAUGUUCUUCCCGCUGCACAAGCCUCCAGUGAACAUCGACGUGGACAUGGACAAGAAUUCGGGCAUCAAGGCGGUCAAGCAGUUUAUUGCGCAGAAGAUGAAUGUCGACGCGGAACGACUAGUGAUGGCCGAGAUCUACAAGUCGAAGUUCUACAAACUGUUCGACCACAGCCAGAGCAUAGCCGACCACCAGAUCAGCGACGCAGACACUAUUGCGAUGUACGAGCUUGAUGGUGUGCCGACGAGCUAUAACCCGGACAAGCCACGACGCUUCCGCUUCUCGUCCGAGGAGCCUGCUGUUGGAUUCAACUCGCCCAAAGCGGACCGGAUGCUGGUACCAAUCUACAACCGCAGCCGGAUGCGGCGUGGGUUUGGCCCGAGCCAGCGUGCAUUCUUUGGAGUGCCGAUGUACGUUGUGAUUACACGUGAGGAAGCGUAUGACUACGAUGCGGUGCUGCGGCGAAUCCUGGCACGAGUGGCCAACCUGACGACGCGUGACAUCCUGCGAGAGGACGACGGGCUGGGCGUGACGAGAGGGAACCAGGCCGUUGCUGAGGAUUCAGACACGGUUGUGAUGAAUGAGGAUGACACGCAGGCAUACGAGCAGACGAUCAAGGCCAGUUCCGUCGAAGGAGAAGACGGGCUGGUGGAUGUGUCGAUGCGAGAUGCCGACGAUCAGGACGAGGCUGCAGCGGGUACCAACAGCAAAACCAACAACACCAACCACAAGGGUGAUAAAAAAGAGACGGCGGAGGCGGAUGAGCUGCCACCAGUGCUACGGCGGGGAAGCUUUAUUCCGCCGAUGCUGCGCAAUCUCUUUACCGUGCGGUACAUUGCAACGAACGACAGCGAGCCCACGGGAUUCUCGACCAUCAACGAGGCCCGCGAGUACCCCCUGAUGGAGUCCCGUGUGCCCAACGGACGAAGCAGCAGCGGUGGCAAGUCGGUGUUUGGACGACGGUCAGACAACGACAGCGUGGUGAGCAGCAAGGACGAGCUGAGCGGACCCGCGCAACCGGUCAACCUGAUACGGACACGAGCAGCGGCAGCAGCGGCAGCAGCAGACGACGAGAUGUCGAACAACUCCAGCUCCGCCGAGACCAAGGACGACAGCGGCUCUGAGACGGACUCUGACCGUAUGGCCGAUGCUACGAGCCUGCUGCGGUCAGGCAAGGCACGCAAGCAGAAGGGCAAGAAGCAACCACCACCGGUCGUGCGCCGGCUGCCGUACGUGAAGCCAGGCGACGUGAUCGUGCUGGACUGGAACGAGGAGACGUACGACGGGGUGUUUGUGACGAGCAAACGACAGCUUCGGUCGCGCAAGAAGAAGCGCGGCAUCACGCUGGACGAGUGCCUGGACGAGUUUGGGCGGGAGGAGAUACUGUCUGAGAACGAUGCGUGGUACUGCCCGCGGUGCAAGGAGCAUCGGCGGGCGAGCAAGAAGUUUGAGCUGUGGAAGGCACCGGACAUUCUGGUGAUGCAUCUGAAGCGGUUCAGCGCGAACCGGAUCUUCCGGGACAAGAUCGAUGCGGUGGUCGAGUUCCCGCUCGAGCUGGACAUGAGCGGGCGGGUGCAGAUGGUGGAGGAAGGGGAGAGCAUGAUGUACGAUCUGAUAGCGGUCGACAACCACUACGGAGGGCUGGGCGGCGGCCACUACACUGCCUACGCCCGGAACUUUGUCGAUGGCCUGUGGUACGAAUUCAACGACUCCCACGUGACCAUGAAGCGCGACCCGAGCAGCGUCGUGACAAGCGCCGCUUACUUGCUGUUUUACCGCCGGCGCUCGAACGUCCCCCUCGGCGGCUCGUUCCUGGCGAAGCUGACGGAGCAAGCGCACGACCGGGGCAGCGAAGACUCCGGCAGCGACAGCGAGUCACGAGCAGGAGGAAGCGAGUCUCGAGGAGUAAGUACCGGCGUGUCGGGGGAAGGCAAGCGUCUCGGUGGGCUCUCCCGCAAUGGGUCGUCGAGCGCUUUACACGGAGCCGCAGCAACUCGCCAGUCGGGAGAUGGUGGUUUGCCAACAGAUGAGCAGCUAAAUGAGCAGCUAGACGGGGACGAGGACGAGGAGGACGAAGGGUUCAGCGCACGCUUCCAGGCCGGCAGCGCCAUGUACGCCCAGCAGCCGAGCUGGUCGUACGACCGACUGGCGAACCACGGCGUGGGGGACGAGGACGGAGGAGAAGAGGACGAGAUCUCACGCGUCUUCCCUCCGCCCGGCUCGAGCUAUGCGGACGACGGGGACGACGUGGCCAGCACGCAGGCGGAGAGGGGGGAGGCCGACCUGAGCGAGUUCGACCGGUCGUUUGAGCUGGACAUGGGCGAGGGGGCCGACGAGACGGGCAUGGUCUUCUCCAGCAUCCUGGACGACGACCACCUCGGCCACCAUGACCGGAGCGGCAGCAACGCCGGCCUGGGGAACGACUAUGACGACUGUCCUGCGGUGGUAGAGGUGCGAAUCGAUGACGAAUAA